Messenger RNA from Aaosphaeria arxii CBS 175.79, 2294 nucleotides. RefSeq lists its product as uncharacterized. Gene Ontology annotation, biological process: negative regulation of transcription by RNA polymerase II; negative regulation of phosphatase activity. Lineage: Eukaryota; Fungi; Ascomycota; Dothideomycetes; Pleosporales. The record is from RefSeq and is a predicted model, not a curated record. The coding region runs from base 173 to 2005 and encodes 610 amino acids. Gene Ontology annotation, molecular function: transcription corepressor activity; chromatin binding; phosphatase inhibitor activity. The transcript has a single exon.
UCAGCUUGAAGUAUCGGUCGAAUACAUGAACCCUCAUCUUCUUCUGUCAUGCAUUGUUCACCUAUUUGAUACGUUCUGGGCCUAGCCGCGCCAAGACCUUGAAGGUCCGUUCUCAUCUCGCAUAAAUUUUCUCACAGGACUUUUCUCCGACCUUAACCUUCCAACACAACUUAUGGCUUCCACUCAACAGCUCUCGAUGGACAACAUCGAGCGAAAACGAACACAGCUUGAAGAGAAUGUCACCAAGCUGAAGCAAGCACUGAGGCACUGGCAGACAUGGGAGCUGGAGUAUGGUUUCUUCAAAGAAGAAAUCGAAAAUGCGAGCAAUCCUACUUCAUCUGAGAUCACCGAGAUGGGCCGUAACCUCGAGGGAGAGCUUCUCACCGAGAAAGAGGUCCAAGAUCUCCUAGGAAAGGAUUCUAGGCGCACUGCUAACCAAGUCAUUGACAUGAUCUCAAGGCGUAUGGACUACGUUCAACAGAACAUCUCCACAGUCGAGAAGCAAUUAGAUACAGCAGAGAAGCAGUUUGCUGGUGCUUCCAUACUAACAGCACCUGAUACAGAGAAUGAGGAAGGGUUGCCUUUGAUGGACAUCGUGGAAGAGUUGGACGAAGAAGGGAAUGUCAUAUCUGGGGAGGUGCUUCAGCCUGGGAAAGAGGCGCCAGAGCUCGUAGAGGCUUUGCGUAAAACAGGUAUUGAGAAGCUGAUGUUGAAGGACGAGGCGCCUGCACAGUCCAUUAAGAAGGACAACAUCACAGACGUUGCGACAUCAUCGACCCCCAAAACGCCAGUGGCUGCGGCCACGGACAAGGACGACGCAUCAAGCCCUCGGCCUCCAAAGGCAAAGAAGUCUGUCUCUUUCAAAGACCAAAACGCAGAGGAAACUAUUAAGAAACCAGUGUCCGCUGCGAAGGACACGGAUCCCACGCCACCCUCAAAGAAGCAGACUCUGGAAGCCAAUGGCUACAAUGGGGAUGUUUCAGACUUCAACUUCGCGCCUGGCUCGAAAGUCAUCGAAGUUGAUGAUGACUGGAACGAGGUUGCAUCCUAUCCCGUCGUCCCGCAAGGCGACACACCCGAAGAAGCCGCAUUGCGAAAGCAAAUGUUGCAAUACGGCCUGUCUGAAGUUGGAAAUGUCGUCGCCGAGAUUGAUCUAGAGGGUCGAGAUGAUGAUUACUCGGAUGAAGAUAUGGACGAUGAUUAUGAUGAAGACUACGACAGUGCCGAUGAAGAGGAAGACCAAUACGGUCGCAGUACCAAACGGGAAUUGAGCGACGAUUAUCGACAAAAGAUGCAAGAGUUAGAACAAAAGCUCAACGCAAGAAUGCUAGAGAACGUCGGACCACGUCCGGAACUAUCUCCGCUUGCUCAAUACUCAGAUGAUCUUCGCACACUUAGAGUUCGGAAGGAUGAGGCGGACCAACAAGCAGACGGGCAGAACAACGAACCGACAGAAUCGUCACAAAAGAAGGGUGUUCGCUUUGCGGAUACCUUGGACAUAUCCGAGGCCCCGCAAGCCCCCAUCGAAUCAAGGCGCAAUCUUCCCUCCACAUCCACCACAACAAUGUCAGAAACAAUCAUCGAACGGGUAGAUCCUUCAUCCCAGGCAUCUCCUAUGGCGCCAUCCAAGCCCGCGAAGGUUUCACGAUUCAAGAGUGCCCGUGCUGGUUCAUCACAGGGUGGUUUCAACUCGCUUCCUAUGCCACCUGCUCCAGUAGAGCAAGCUUUUCCAGCAGGACCCGAAGGUCGUACGCUUGCCGACUCUAUUGUCGAACACGAUGCCCAUGGUACCAAUGCUCAACCACCUGACGAGUUCGAUCCUGCCUUGAUCAAGCGUGAGGUCCAGGCUGAAUACCACAAGAUGCGAAACAAGAUGAUACAGCAACAAGGUGGCUUCACGCCGAGUGAAGAGGACACGGAGAACCCUAUUGUGGAAGAGAAGGAUGGCAAGACCAAAAGGGUCAGCCGAUUCAAAGCGGCGCGAUUAAAGGCUGAAGGUUUGUAAGAUACCUCGAGGUAAUCGAAGGGUGCCUGCCUCAAGUUUCUUCUCUUCUAUUCGUUUGUGUGUAUGAUGUCGUGAUGUCUUAUGUGAUCUAUGGAUCGGAACAGUUAUGCCCGUGAGAGAUGCUAUUAUCCAUGCAUCAGUCUCACAUUUAAUUAGUUCCUAGAGAAACUGGCGGGGAUUACUGCCGUGAAAACGCUUGAACAAGUAGCUUUUCACGUCCUACAAAACGACCCCGCACAUGCCCAUCUACUUUGAAGUAUUUAACUUAAUCAAUUUUAUUCAUUACUAC